UAUUUCGUCAUUUUUCUAUCUAAAUCAUGUAGUUUAAUUUAAGUGAUUACCAAUUAUAUAAUUUAGGUUUUCAACUAAAUUAACAAUUAUUAUUUAUAUAUUCAGUGUUUGUUGCAAUCGAAAUGUCGAGCAAAGAUUAUUACAAAUCAUGGCUAAAAUUGAAAGAACAGAUGAACACAGCAUUCGCGGAAGAUGCCCGAUUACAGGAGCUGGCGAUACUCGAGAAAGGCCUGAAACCUCAAGGGACCGCUGUGGAAGUAGUCUCCAGAGUCUACAACAAGUACUGUGACAUCUACAACAAACUGUGCGAUUGCUACGAUAUGAUGGCACAAGUCCAAAGGAGAACUUAUAUCAAGAAGAUCAUUGAUGCUAUCACGUGUAGAAUAUUAGAAUUAAAAUUAACGUUGCAAGAAGUGGAAGUGUUUGAAUACACCUACCCUGAUAACGCUCUUCAACAACUAAUAAUGAUUCCACAAGAUAUAGAAGUUCUUUGUCCAUUUUUUUAUCCUUUUGAAGUUAGAAGUCAAGAAAUGCAAUUUAUUGUCGAUCAAAUAUUUGCUGGAAACAGAAUAGGAGAUCCUUCUCCAACACCAUCUGAAAUAGAACGCCGAGAAGAACAGCGUCUAGAAGAAGAAAAUCGUAUGAGAGAGGAAAGGGAAGCUGAAAUUAAAAGAAAAUUAGCUAUGGGAGAAGACAUUCCACUAUCAGAGGCCUCAAUUGUAUAUACUGCAGAAGAACUGGAAGAAAUGAGAAAACUCGAAGAGUAUAAUGGACAUAUUAACAACAUUCAAAGAAUGGAAAGAUCUAGACGUAAAGUUAGAGAAAGAGUGCAUAAAAUGAAUGAACUGCAUAAUACGUAUAUAGAACUGGCAGGUCUCAAAGCCCCUCCAGCUAGAGAGGAAUUAAAAAUAAGAGCUGCAAAAGUAAUACAGUAUGCGUAUAGACUUUUCAUGAAAUUAAAAAGAGAUAACGUUAAGGAAUUGAAAAGAAAAACUAUAAUGGGUAUGAUUAUGCCAUCGUGGAGUCCUCCAUCAGCCAAAUUACAACUAGAAAAAGUUAAAGAAGAACGUAGAAAUAUUCGCCGAAAAUACUUUGAAAAGUUUUUGGCAGAAAAACUCAAAGAAGAUGCUCGAGUUUUCAAACUUCGUGAAGGUGACAUAAUGGAUGAUAUAACAGCUGAAAUAAAUGAUUGGCUUAGAGAAUGGUACAAAGAGGUUAAAAUUUUUGACGAGUUUCCGUAUCCUGAAGAAGGAGGCUCUAUAUUGAUUGUUCGAGGGGAUACAAUGACAGUAGAAGAAUAUAUUGUAUGGCGUGAAGCUGAAGAUAAACGAUUAAAAGCUCAGGCUGGGGCAAAAAAAACAAAGGAACAAAUAAAAGCAGAAAAGAAAUACGAAGAGGAAGAAAGAAAGCGAAUAGCACAAGAAGCUAAAGAAAAGGAAGCGAAGCGAAUGCUUGAUUAUAAAAAAUCUCGUCACAAUCCAGAUUUUGAUCCCGGUAUAUAUUUAUACAAAGGAAAUACAUUAGAUCGUUUACAAGAGGCGUGGUUUGAUUAUCAAGAUCAGUGGAAAAGCAUUGAUAUUGCAGAUGCUCCAGUAGACGCAAUAAAGGGCUAUAUAUUGCAACUAAUUAUAGAAAAUGCUUAUCAGAGUGCGCAAUUUGAGCUUCGUCCAAUUGUUGACGAAGUGAUGAGACUAGAACUAAAACUUUUGAAUAAAUCCUGUAAAAAUGAUUGGUUGAAAGGCGGCGUCGCUAAACCACCAACUAGCCAAAAAAGAGUAAGACCUAAGCCACCUAAACCACCAAAUCCUGAAAAAUUUAAACCUGAAAGAAUGUUUCAAGAACUGGUAGAUAAGGGUAUAAUCAAAAAAUACCCACAUAAAACUUUAGAUGAUUUCUGGGGCGAACGAAACUAUGCCGCCGCAGAUAUGAGAGCUGUUCUGUGGACACCGUCGUUUCCACUACCAUGCCUUGGUGAUGUUAAAGAGUUAGUAAGAACGCGAUGUAUUUUAACAAUUGGUUGUUCUUGUCCAAAUGCAGUCAGAUCACAGUUGUUCGUGGGCCCAAGCGGAUCCGGUAAAAGGACCCUCAUUUAUGCUGUAGCAACAGAAACAAAUUCCAUAUUAAUUGAUCUCUCACCAAUGAACGUUAGUAAAUAUCCCAAGAAAAGACUCAAAAGAUUGUUUCAAUUCGUCGGUAGAAUAAGUAAAUUAAUGCAACCUACUGUUAUAAUGGUGCACCAAGCUGAUAAACUGUUUUAUAAGAAAGUACCCAAGGAAGAAAAAAAGUCAGAUCCAACAAAGUUGAAAAGAGCCUUUUAUAAAGAAGUAGUGAAACCAAUUGGAGCCGAAGAUAAGAUCUUGGUCUUAGGUACAGCCACUGAGCCGUGGGUUUCAAAAGCCAAACAAAUGUAUAAAGCUUUUCCAUCAGUUAUAAUGAUUCCGAGGUCAGACUAUGGUAGUUUGUCAUUUAUUUUGUCGAAAAUGCUAUUGGCAUAUCCUGGAGUGGCUCGUGAUUUCAAUGUGCAAAGUUUAGCUCAAAUUUUGCGAGGUUACGAUUUGCGUUCCGUAAUAAAAUGUGUAAACGCUGUGAUGACUCCAGAGAGAGUAGCUAUGCUGUACUACAAGCCUCUUCAUCCAAUGGAGAUUCUGGAUGAAAUAAUAGAAUGUGAAGAAGCAGUGUGCACUGAUGACGAGGACUAUGAGAUGUAUAUGAAUUGGUAUCGCUCGUAUACUAAGUGGGGCGCGAAGUAUUUCGAAUAUAUGGCAAUGCUGGAGUCACAACUGAGAUACAAAUUGAAAAAAGACGAAAAAGAAAAUAAAAACGAAUAAGUAUGAAAAUGUGUUUUUAUAACUUUUAAUUUCACUAAUUGUGUAGGUGAAUUCUUUUACGUCACUGUAUGUUAUGGUAAUAUCAUUUUGGAUAAAUUAAUUGUUGAUGAGAUCCAACUUUCAAUAAUACGAUUUUUGUAAGAUAUCUA
Plodia interpunctella (Indianmeal moth) is the source of this 2977-nucleotide messenger RNA. RefSeq names its product dynein regulatory complex protein 11-like. Lineage: Eukaryota; Metazoa; Arthropoda; Insecta; Lepidoptera; Pyralidae. The record is from RefSeq and is a predicted model, not a curated record. The transcript has a single exon. Bases 123 to 2828 code for a protein of 901 amino acids. Gene Ontology annotation, molecular function: ATP binding; ATP hydrolysis activity.